AAGCCGACUCAUUCCUAAAACUGAUUCCUCUGCAAAAUCUGCUCUCUUUCUCUAACCCCUCACUCCAUCCACAAUAUAAAUAAACCCUUCAAUCCCCAGCCUUUGAAGCCACUCCUCUUUCUCCAAACACAAUACAUACAUGAUGGCUGCUACAGACACUGCCGAGCGAAAGGCAACGCGCUCAGGGCAAGCUCCGCCGCCUGAGCCGGAGCACCUCCCCUGCCCGCGCUGCUCCUCCACCAACACCAAGUUCUGCUACUACAACAACUACAACUUCUCCCAGCCGCGCCACUUCUGCAAGGCCUGCCGCCGCUACUGGACCCACGGCGGCACCCUCCGCGACAUCCCCGUCGGCGGCGGCAGCCGCAAGAACGCCAAGCGCUCCCGCUCCGCCUCCGCCGCCGCCGCGGGGGGCCACAAUGUCGUCUUCUCCCACCCGCCCCACCACCACGACUUCCGCGCCUUCCCCGCCGCCGCCUUCCCCUUCGCCGCCGAUCACUCCGCCGCGGGGCCGUUCUCCGUCUCCGGCGACGCUAAAAUCUGCGGGAGCUUCACCUCGCUGCUGAACACGCAGGGGGCCGGGCUCUGGGCUCUGGGCGGGUUCGGGCUGGGCCACGGGUUCGAGGAGGUGGGAUUCGGGCUGGGGCGGGCUGUGUGGCCGUUUCCUGGGGUGGUUGAGGGGGGGCCCGCGGGCGGGGGGUCUACUGUGGCGGGGAACACGUGGCAGAUUGAGAGUGGGGAGAGUGGAUAUAGCAACGCUGACUAUUUUGCUCUGCCGGAUCUUGCUAUUUCCACACCGGGAGGAAGUUUUAUGAAAUGAUGAUUUAAAUCAUUUAUUUACUUGUGCUUUUGUAUUUAGGAAAGUGAAGUUACGAGGUAGCAUAUGCAUAUGAGAGGAGGAAUAUCGAAGUUGGUUUGGUGGCAGAGACUGUUUUUGCAGUUUUCGUGAAUGCCAAUCGCCAUAGGGGUUUUGGUUGUUUUUUAAUUGGCCAAUCAUCUUGUUCUCAUGCCAUACUCCUACAUCCUUAUGAAUGUUCACAGUUUUUAUUUUUUUA
This is a messenger RNA of Salvia hispanica, 1055 nucleotides long. NCBI's taxonomy places the organism in Eukaryota, Viridiplantae, Streptophyta, Magnoliopsida, Lamiales, Lamiaceae. The record is from RefSeq and is a predicted model, not a curated record.